AUGGGACAGUGUUUGAAGUACCAGAUGCACUGGGAGGACCUGGAGGAGUACCAGGCGCUGACCUUCUUGACCAAAAAUGAGAUCCUGAGCAUCCACAACACCUUUCUGAAGCUCUGUCCCCCUGGGAAGAACUACAAGGAGGCAACCCUGACCACGGACCAGGUCAGCGCCCUGCCGGCCCUGAGGGUUAACCCUUUCAGAGACCGGAUCUGCCGCGUGUUCUCGCACAACAACGUGUUCUCCUUUGAGGACGUGCUGGGCAUGGCGUCGGUGUUCAGUGAGCAGGCCUGCCCCAGCCUGAAGAUCGAGUAUGCCUUUCGCAUCUACGAUUUUAAUGAAAAUGGCUUCAUUGAUGAGGAGGACCUGCAGAGGAUUGUCCUCCGACUGCUCAACAGCGAUGACGUGUCAGAGGACCUGCUGACCGACCUCACGACCCACGUUCUGAACGAGUCGGAUCUGGACAAUGACAACAUGUUGUCUUUCUCAGAGUUUGAACAUGCCAUGAACAAGGCUCCAGACUUCAUGAACUCCUUUCAGAUCCACUUCUGGGGAUGCUGA
Messenger RNA from Pipistrellus nathusii (Nathusius's pipistrelle), 558 nucleotides. The record is from the annotation of a GenBank genome assembly. NCBI's taxonomy places the organism in Eukaryota, Metazoa, Chordata, Mammalia, Chiroptera, Vespertilionidae.